AUGGCGACGGUCGUGCCCCCGCCGUCGAAGCGCCAGAAGCGCGAGACGCUGGCCAGGACACAAACGCAACAGGAUGUUGACGCCGUCACGCCGGGCCUCGAGGGCUCCUUCAAGGCCCGCUUCGUCGACGGCGACGGCCAGCAGCUCGCCGAGGUGAUUGAGGUGCCUCUGGCCGACGCCUCGGAGAAGAACCUCACGCUGCUUCUCAACACCCUACUAGGAAAGGAAAGAGAAGACUUCCUCCCCUACAAGUUCCGCAUCCACAUCCCUGACUCCGACACCGUAAUCGAGACCUACCCCUCCAACCUCCUCGAGACCCUCCGCGCAAAUGGCGUUGCCAACCCCUUCGAGACGACAAUCACCCUCUCCGCCGAGCCGCAGGCCGUCUUCAAGGUCCAGGCCGUCACGCGCAUGGCGCACAAGAUCCCCGGCCACGGCGAGGCCAUCCUCGCCGCCCAGUUCUCCCCUGAAACAAGCAAGCGCCUCGCCACCGGCUCCGGCGACAAGACCGCGCGCAUAUGGGACACCGAGACCGGCACCCCCAAGCACACCCUCGCGGGCCACGCCGGCUGGGUCUUGUGUGUAGCCUGGAGCCCCGACGGCCGCCGCCUCGCAACUGGCAGCAUGGACAAGACGGUGCGCCUGUGGGACCCGGACAAGGGCGUCCCGGCGUCCCAGCAGGCGCUCACCGGGCACGCCAAGUGGGUGACCAACAUCGCAUGGGAGCCGUACCACCUCUGGCGCGACGGCACGCCGCGCCUGGCGUCCGCGAGCAAGGACGCCACGGUGCGCGUGUGGAUCGUCAACACGGGCCGGACGGAGCACGUCCUCUCGGGCCACAAGUCCAGCGUCUCCUGCGUGAAGUGGGGCGGCUCAGGGCUCAUCUACACGGCCUCGCACGACAAGACAGUGAAAGUAUGGGACGCCGUGAAGGGCACCCUCGUGCACACCCUCUCCUCGCACGCGCACUGGGUCAACCACCUCGCGCUGUCCACCGAGUUCGCCCUGCGGACCGGCUUCUUCGACCACACCCCCACCCCAGACACGGAGGACGCGCGGCGGGCGAAAGCGAAAGAGCGCUUCGAGAAGGCCGCGCGCGUGCAGGGCAAGGUCGCGGAGCGCCUCGUCUCCGCGUCGGACGACUUCACAAUGUACCUCUGGGACCCGUCCGCCGGCACCAAGCCCGUCGCGCGCAUGCUCGGCCACCAGAAGCAGGUCAACCACGUCACCUUCUCGCCCGACGGCACGCUCAUCGCGAGCGCCGGCUGGGACAACGCGACCAAGCUGUGGAGCGCGCGCGACGGCAAGUUCAUCACCACGCUGCGCGGCCAUGUCGCGCCCGUCUACCAGUGCGCCUUCUCCGCGGACUCGCGCCUGCUCGUGACGGCGUCCAAGGACACCACGCUGAAAGUGUGGUCGAUGGCGUCGCACAAGCUGGCGGUCGACCUGCCGGGGCACCAGGACGAGGUGUACGCCGUCGACUGGAGCCCACGGGACGGCGGGCGCGUGGGGAGCGGCGGGAAGGACAAGGCGGUGCGGUUGUGGUGCAACUGA
This is a messenger RNA of Colletotrichum chrysophilum, 1554 nucleotides long. RefSeq lists its product as uncharacterized. The record is from RefSeq and is a predicted model, not a curated record. Gene Ontology annotation, molecular function: protein binding. Gene Ontology annotation, cellular component: nucleolus. NCBI's taxonomy places the organism in Eukaryota, Fungi, Ascomycota, Sordariomycetes, Glomerellales, Glomerellaceae. The transcript is spliced from 2 exons. Gene Ontology annotation, biological process: ribosomal large subunit assembly. The coding region runs from base 1 to 1554 and encodes 517 amino acids.